Molecule: messenger RNA, 1563 nt
Organism: Vanrija pseudolonga
Lineage: Eukaryota; Fungi; Basidiomycota; Tremellomycetes; Trichosporonales; Trichosporonaceae
Exons: 3
Coding region: 1-1563 (520 amino acids)
Source: RefSeq, a predicted model, not a curated record
AUGGCGGCGCUGACACUGGCCUUGGUGGCAAUGGCGCGCUUGGCGACGACCGCCGCCUACGAGCCCAACCUCUUCUUCGACUACGACCUCGGCGACACCUCGUGCAUGUACCGUUAUUGGCCCGACUACCGGGACCCGCCGUUGGUCAAUGUCACGAUGUGGGACACGGUGUUCUCAGACACGCCGUCGGGGUCGUACGAGCCCGGCAUGGUGGGGAAGGGCAGCGCUGCACACAUCGGCUCCAGGCCCAACGAAUACUUCUCCUUUGGAAGCCAGGCAGUCCUCAACUUUGUCGGCCACGGCUUCAAGGUGACGGGCUCGACGAACGGCUCGUGGUCGCCAGUCUUGGUCGGCAGCAGUAGAUCUGUUCCGAUCAAGCUCAUGUUGAACGGAGUACAGCAGCAAGUGAGCCAGCCAGCGGACAACGUCCUGUUCCAGUCGACGAAUGUCACCUUUGGCUGGGUUAGCGCCAUCAUGAGCGGCCCGUACUUGAACGUCUUUGUGCUGAACCGCACAACCAUCAUGACUGGGAUCGUUGCCGAAGCCGAUAGAACGGACAUUGGCAGCGUGCCGACUCGCAUCGAACGCAUUGUUCAAAAUGGUGCGAUCAACUCGUUCUUCACCAAGCGGGGUAGCUGGUCUGUCGUCGAUAGCAUUGGCGGCGUCGGCGGGCAGGACAAGAUCUCCUUCCCGCAUGUGGUUGGCUCGGGCGACGCCCAGCUCACCGCCACUCUACCGCGCAACGUCUCAUUCCUCGUCAUCAACGGCACCACGGGUCCCAACUACAACGAAGCGUUCAUCAAUGUGUCCCCCGCACCACCCAUGACGCCGCGGUCGUUCUCUCACACCGGCACAAAGGACAAGUGGGUGGCCGAGUCCAUCUUCCACGUCACUCCCCUGGACCCAAGACUCAUCUACACGCUCACCCUCGCGCCUGGAGCCAACAGCACCGUGGCGUUCUCCAGCAUUGAGAUGUACUCGGGAGUCGGGACGGGUAAUAGCGCAUCUGCCUUCGAUGAGCUCGGCACGACGGCCAAGAACCCGGUCAGCAAGGGUGCUAUCGCGGGAGGUGUCGUCGGCGGCGUCCUUGGCCUGGCGUUGCUUGCAGCUUUGGGUUUCUGGCUCUUCAGGUGGUACCAGCGGAGGACAGCACCACUGCGCUUCGAACGAGCAGACGACGCGCAAGCCACGCCGUUCAUCGCCUCGCCACGACAAGACAGCGGCACCCAGCCCCUCUUCCAGUCGGCAGCCGCGGACAAGGCGGCACUGCGACCACCACAACAAGUGUACGCCCAGCCCGACUUUGCUGCGUCUGGGUCGGCGGCCGGGCCCAGCUGGGCGGCUGGUAGCAGCAGCCAGAGCCUCACAGCAGUUUCGCCUGGCGCCUCUGCACCCUCUGCCACUUCGCCUUCGGUAGCCGGUGCAGCUCCUGCGGACCAUGACAGGAUGGCAGAGUACAAGGCGCAGAUUCUGACGGCGAGCACUGGACGCUCGUCGCCCAGCGCCUCGGAACAGAGCCCCAUCGCUCCUGGCGGUCUUCCGCCCGGUGCUGCGCAGAGGUAG